Messenger RNA from Helianthus annuus (common sunflower), 1637 nucleotides. RefSeq lists its product as uncharacterized. Gene Ontology annotation, biological process: proteolysis. NCBI's taxonomy places the organism in Eukaryota, Viridiplantae, Streptophyta, Magnoliopsida, Asterales, Asteraceae. The transcript has 4 exons. The record is from RefSeq and is a predicted model, not a curated record. Gene Ontology annotation, molecular function: cysteine-type peptidase activity. Bases 15 to 1514 code for a protein of 499 amino acids.
UGGCUCGAACUUUGAUGCGUGACACGUCUCGCGGGGUUUCCGCAAGUGAAAUUUUGGGGGUGUUACAGUAUAAUUACUCAACUGAUAAAAAUCAUAUAUUGUUAUUUGUUAUAAUUCUGUUAAUUACCCUACACAUUGGUAUAAUUACUCUACUGAUAAGAUCAACUGUUGUUAUUUGUUAUAAUUCUGAUAAUUACCCUACACAUUUAAAUAAUUACUCUACUGAUGAAAUAAGAUCAACUAUUACAGGUGAUAAUGCUUCAAAAAUAGUUGAUGGUAAUGAAGGUGACAAUGCUGGUGAAAAAAAUGAUGGUGAGAAUGAAGUUGCUGAAAACGAUCAACCAGAACAAGGGACAACGGAAACAUUACUAAAUGAAAUGGUGAUUAGAUUGCAAGAAACAGAAGAACAACAUUUAAAGGAUCAGUUGAAAGUAAAUCCUAUUGAAGGUGAAAACGAAAACAAAAUACAGUCAAUUCUCGACACAUUUCCAUUUCUUCAAGUACCCAUCACCCAAGAAUCAACUGAAAGCCACACUACCCCUGAACAAACAAAAGAAAAGAGAAUAUCUAAGCCAACUUCUGCAUAUAAAUCACCUUACGUUAACCGGAAAGUUGAACUUGGAACAAAGCUGAGUGAUGAUGAACAAUUGAUAGUAGAUUACAUAUUUUCUCCAGCAGAUGAAUUGAAGUUUGUAUACAAGUCAGUUUAUGGGACAGAUUCAAUCAAAGUGGUUUUUGAAGCAAUGUUUGAUGGUAUAAAAAUUACAUCAGUCCUCAUAGACAAUUGGGCUGAAGUGCUAAACAAUGAAGAAAAAAUGAAAAGCCGGUAUUCUCUUAGUAGGUUUUUUUUCUCAUCGCUUCUAUUGUUAAAGGAUCAUUAUGCACCUACAACCACCGAUGAAGUUCGACUUUUGAUGUUCACGCAAAACUUGGAUCAAUGGCUUGAACAGUUUAAGGUCAAAUCGAUAAGAGAUUUCGACCUCCUGUUUUUCCCCAUUUUAGCUUCAGAACAUUAUUACGUCCUGUGUUUCAAUCUGAAGACUUCUAAAAUUGUGUUGAUCGAUAACAGCAAAAUGGGUAAAAAAUUCCAUGAUAGAUAUCAAGGGAUCCCUAAUAUGUUGAGAAAUGCAUUGUGUGACUACCUUGAGCUGAAGAAGAUUAGAUUCGCCAAAAAAACACUAAGAAAGGCAAUCAUCAAAAGAUUGGAAAUGCCAUGGAGGACAGAAGAAAACUACAUUGAUUGUGGCAUUUAUACAAUGCGCCAUAUGGAAACUUAUUUUGGUGAAGAAAACUGGGAUUGCGGCUUCUUAUCAAAUGAGAAAUUUCAUAAACCUCAAAUUUCUGAGUUGAGGAAGAAAUUCUUGACCAAAAUGCUGUUGUCAGAAAUCAACACCUUGAAAGAUGAUCUUAUAAAGCAUGCCCUUGAAUAUGAAAAGAUGGAUGAUAAAGUUAAGGCUGAACAUCAAAAAGAUUUGAAGGAAAAGAUGGAUCAAAGGCAAAAAGACUUUGUUUGAAUGUUUGUUUCAAUUUGCAGUUUUAAACUCAUGUUUAAUGUUUGGAUUUAACUUCUAGACGUGUGUUCUUUUUUAAUAUGUUUGAAUACUGUUGAACUUUAUUUUAGAAUAUGUUUUGUUUCA